Molecule: messenger RNA, 10026 nt
Organism: Mesorhabditis belari
Lineage: Eukaryota; Metazoa; Nematoda; Chromadorea; Rhabditida; Rhabditidae
Source: the annotation of a GenBank genome assembly
AUGUUCAAGGUGAUCAAAAGCUACACGAAAAAAGCGAAUCGAACGCACGAGGUUGCCCAAGACGGGGGAACGUAUCGAUCAACAUCUGAAGUGCGAAAUGGACAAGCGAAUGGAUCAUUUCAUAAUGGAAACGGUGGACAAAUCGCUCAAUUCGAGAAUAAGCAUUUGGCCGGAGCGCUGGGUGGAUUUUCGGAGAGUUCAAGCUAUGAAACAAGGGAACACUUCGAGAGAAAAGUUCAAAAAGUGAAGAAAAGUCGAGGGGAAAGGGAAAGGAGUCGCUCGCAGAGGAGAGAGGUUUCCGAAGUUUUGGGUGCAGAGAGCGGCUCAUCAGCUAGAGAUGCUCUUUUGCAAUGGGCAAGGAAGGUAACCGCCGGGUAUCCGCGAGUGAAUGUGACGAAUUUUGGCUCAUCGUGGAGAGAUGGUUUGGCAUUUAACGCGAUUCUUCAUCGCUAUCGACCAAAUAGCAUCGAUUGGAACAAGAUCAGUGACGUGUCGGUGUCGAACAAGGAACGUCUGGAGAAUGCGUUCCGCGUCGCUGAAAGGGAAUGGGGAGUGACGAGACUCAUUGAUCCCGAAGACGUGGACACCGAUCAUCCGGAUGAGAAAUCUCUGAUCACUUAUGUUUCCGAGCUCUACAACAAGUUGCCACAUUUGCCUGAGAUGAGCAAGUUGGAACGUUUGCACAACGAAUAUUCUGUGGAAGCGGCGGAAUGGUUGGAAUGGGUGGAGAGGAGGACAACGCUUGUUGACGAGAGACAUUUCACGGCGACAAACGAGGAGUUGAUCUAUGAAUUGGAGAGAUUUCGGGACGACGAUUUACCGCCGAAAUUCGCCGACAAACGACGUUUGGAGGAGAUUUAUGAGAAAUUGGAGGUGCUCACAGGCACGACGCUCAACUCGAUUCCGUCGAGGCUUUCUCCGGGAUCGUUGAAUCGAGCGUGGAACCAAUUACUUGAUUCGAUCGAUCGACGAUAUUCUUUAUUGAUGGAAAGACGGAGUAGUCAGGCGACUGCCAACGAUUUGCUUUCUCGUUUGCAACGUGGAAUUGGGAUUACAAACGAGAAAUUGGAUUUGAUUCUUCAUAGAAUCGAGGACGUCGAAGCUCGCGUUGAUCGCAGUCCACCAGCUGAAAUCGAGCGUCAAGUGAACGGAAUUGUCGACGAUUUGAAUGCCCUUGAGAGUCCAAUUCAGGGUUUCUUUGAGGACGUGGAUGAAUUGAAGACUCAAGGCCAUCCAGAUGCCACCGAUUUCUAUCGUCAAGUGUUCGGUCUUCAUCAACGCCGAACGGCUUAUUUGGAUCGACUCACGAAUCGCCUCUUGACACGAUUGGGUGUAAGAACCGAGACACUUCGCCGCGAGAACUCAGAACGGCUCGAAUCGAUUCGAAAAUCGACGUUUAGCCGCGUCGAGGAGUGCAUUCAAUGGGUGCGGGAGAGAUUGGAGCACUUGAGCAACAUGGAAUUCGUCGAGGAUCUCGAGAUUUUGGAGGAGAAAUUCGAGAAGCACAAGGUUGACAACCGUGACAUCCAAGAUUUCCGUCAAAACGUUGAUGAAUGCAUCGCUCGACAAGCGGAAGUGCCAGCUGAAGAUUCACACGAUUAUUGUGAAUUGUUGAGAAUCCUCGAGAGUGAAUAUCAACAAUUGAGAGAUCUCUCUGCCGGGAGGAUGCUCGAUUUGGACUCUCUGAUCGCUUUCGUGCGCGCCGCUCAACUCGAGCUCGUCUGGGUUUCCGAGCGUGAAGAGAUCGAAGUGACGAGGAAUUGGUCGGACAUCAAACAAUUGGACACGCAUAUGCUCCAAAACUACUAUAAACAGCUUCUGCAUGAGAUCGAAUUGCGCGAGAAGCCGUUCAACGAUGUGCACAAUCAAGGAGCCGCUUUACUCAAUCAAGGACAUCCAGCUGUGCAUGUGAUUGAGGUCUAUCUCCGCACCAUGCAAUCACAAUGGGAUUGGCUGUUAUCGUUGUCGAAAUGUCUUGAAGAGCAUUUACGGGAUGCGCUCAAUCUCAAAUCGUUCAUGGAAGAAGCGGCUGAUGCUGAGGCGUGGAUGGAAGAACAAAGCGGACAUUUGGAGAGAAACUACAACAGAACCGAUUUCUCGCUUGAAGAGGGAGAAAGAUUUUUGAGGGAAUUGGAUGAAAUCAAGGAGAUUCUCAACAAGUAUCACGGUGUCCUUUUGGCGUUGACUGAACGAGCAAAUACAAUCUCUCCAUUGUGGCAAAGAGGCGAAAGGAUCACAAGACCGAUCGUGGUCACUGCUUUGUGCGAUUACUCAAGCAAAGAGGUGAACAUCCGUGCCGGCGACGAUGUGGCCCUUUUGGAGAACUCGGACUUGAUUCACUGGAAAAUUCGUGACAUUUCCGGGCAUGAGGGUCAAGUUCCAUCAGUCGUUUUCCGAAUCCCACCACCGGAUCCCCGUUUAACCGAAAUCCUUAACCGACUUCUCCAAAAAUACGAGAAACUCCGGAAACUUUGGGAGAGAAAGCACAGAAUGGUGCGCUUCUACAUCGUCCUCAACACGAUGAAGCAAAUUCAAGAAUGGGAUUUGGAUACUUUCAAUUCAAUUGAUCCAGAGAAAAGAGAUGCAAUCAUUCGAGCGUUGAACGAUGAUGCCAACAAGUUGUUAGCCGAAUUGGAUCCAAAUGAUCCAUUGUACAAGAGGCUGAAGGACGAGCUGAAAAAGACGAUGGAUCACUUUUGGAAUUUGUUGAAUCAAAGCCAGAAGCCCCCGGAGCCCGAUUAUGCAUCACAAUACGAUCAAAAGGUCGCCGAAUUGCUUCGGAAAUUGGAUGAAGCUUGGAGGAAAUUGAAUGAACGAGUCGGGAAACCCGUUUCAAGAACACCUGAAGAGUUGGAAAAGGAAAUCCUCGAGCAUAAACAGUUUGAGGACGCGUUGCAAGCACUCGACGCAGAUGUGGCGAAUGUGAAGGAGCUGUUCAGACAGUUGCCGAAUCCGUCUCCGAAUCAGCGAAUGAACAAUGAGAAGUUGGCGGCCGUUUGGGAGAAUUUGUGGGAUUUGUCGAGAAUGUACGUGGAGAGGAUUAAAGUGUUGGAGGCGGUGUUGAAUGGAAUGCUUGAAGUCGAUGACAUUGUGCGAGCACACGAGAUCACGUUGAGCAGCUUCGACGAUAUGCCAGCCGAUAUCGCUAAAUUGCGUGGCGUUCACUCGCAACUCCUCGAAAUGAAUAUGGUCCUUCAACAACAACAAACAAUCAUCGAUGCACUCAAUCGAAAUCUUGCCUUGUUGAGACAACACGUGGCAAGGACGAGAAUGGAUGCACACAGCCACCCCGACGUUGAUCGAAUUGAAGAAGAGGUGCAACAAUUGAACGUUCGUUGGGAGAAUGUUGGAGCACAGGUUGCCGAGCGUCUGAAAGCCGUCGAGAGAGCUCUGCAAAUCCAGAUGGUUUACAGAAGUGAAUGGGAGAACGAGAUGACUUGGUUGGAUCGAGUUGAAGCAACAAUAAAUCAACUUCGAAAGCCGGAAGAUCUUCGCCCAGAAGAGUAUCAAAAACAAUUGGAUAUUCUCGUUGCUGAAUACGCUCAAUUGCAAGAGCACACAGAUGCGAUCGAGAAUGUGAAUCGAGAAGGAGGGAAAUUCAUUCGAGACGCUAAGAAUUUCGAUCUUCGCUUAAAUGGAUAUCAAGAUGGAGUCACUCGUCAUCAUGGACAAGGCAUUCGAAGAGAGUUUAGAAGAUCCGAUCCACAACCGAAAAACGGAGCUGAACAAGUGAAAGAAGAGUUAGAGCAGUUGAAUCGACGAUUUGCUCAACUCUCGUCAUUGAUUUUGGAGCGAAGAAAUCAUAUGCAGGUGCUCAUCCAGAACUGGAAACGCCAGAAGCAGGAAGAAGAAGAUCGACGACGAGCUGAAGAAGAGGAAAGAAGGAGAGCUUUUGAAGCGGCUAGAUUAAAAGCAUUGGAAGACGCGGAUAGACUGAGGAGAGAAAGAGAGGCAGCUGAAGGAGCGAGAAGAGCUGCUGAUGAAGAAGCGAGGAGAAGGAGGGAAGAAGAGGAAAGACGGAGGAGAGAGGAGGAGGAAAGGAGGAGGAAAGAGGCUGACGAUGCGGCGAGGAGGAGGAGGGAAGAGGAGGAUGAGAGGAGAAGGAGAGAGGAAGAGGAGAGGAGGAGGAGAGAGAGAGAGGAUGAGGAGCGGAUGAGGAGAGAGGACGAGGAGCGGAGGAGGAGAGAGGAAGAGUGGAAGAACAAGACUCCCAAUUACCCAUGGCAAGUCGUCGAACCGACCGAAGAUGUCGGACACUUGGAAACAACCGAUCCAAUGCAUGAGAGAGCUAAGAUCGAAAUCGAGCCCGACGAGAUGCAAAUGUAUCAAGAGGAGACGAUCACAUCGACGCAAUUCUACGAAAUGGAAGGAGUGCUGCAUAAACAAACUGGAGAGAUUCUCACGUUCGUUGAAGCGAUCAGACAGGGUCUUCUCGAUCUUCACUCUGGCGGCGGACAGUUCUUCGACUUAAUCUCUGGAUCGAGGAUCUCACUCGAGAAAGCUGCCGAGCUAGGGUACAUCGAGGGAGGAUUCCAGGAUACUUUGAACAAGCACUGGGGUAUUCACCAUCCGGAUACUGGCGCCACACUUACUCUCCUUCAAGCCAUCCAAAUUGGACUCUACGAUCCGGACAUGCGUCAACUACGAGACAUUCACACUGGCGAGGUGCUCGAUGCCGUUGACUGUGAGGUGAAAAAGAUCAUCUCAUCGCUUGAUCAACACAAGCUCAUUAAAAUGGGUAUCCUCAAAACCCCACCAAUGUCUCUACCAAUCGCCAUCGAGAAAAAUGUGCUCAACACGCACACCGGCGAGUGCAUCUUCCGAUAUACAAAAGAGCAAAUGCCACUGAAAGACGCGAUCUAUCAUGGAUAUGUGAGAAUUGGAGGAACACAAAGCGGACAGCCGGCCAUGAUUGCACCAACUUUAUCCGAUGUGAUCGAGAACGAUUUGAUCAAUGCAAACAAUGGGGAAUUCGUGGACAAGAACGGCGACGAUAAAUUCACUCUUCGUGAGGCGACGAACAAGCAAAAUGCUCUGCUCAACACACACGUCAACGAGAUUGUCAACACUGCUGACAAGACUCGUUUGACGCUGGGACAAGCGCUCGUCCGAAACGCGAUCGAUCUCCGCGCUGGAAAUUUCAAGGAUCUGCAACACAAGCAGAACUUGUCCCUUCGCGAGGCGCAUCGCGAAGAUCUCAUCUGUCGCCCGAGAACCCUCACUGAGAUGCAUGAAAAGAAUUUGAUCGAUUCAACAGGACAAUUCAUCGAUGCGGGCACUAAAUCCCGGUACACUCUCCUCGAAGCUAUCGUGGCUGGAGUUUUGGACCCUGAGGUUCGUCAUAUCGUUGACCCAGCCGAGAACGACGUGGUUUCAAUCGCGGCGGCUCUUGAAAGAGGACUCCUCAACGCACAAGGAAGAAUCGUUUUGGAGAAAGAACAAAGGGAAUUCAUGAUCUCGGAAGCGGUUAGAGAAGGAUUGUUGGCGAAAAGAGUUCGACACUCAAUCUUUGACAUCAAGGGAUUCAGGAACACUCAAACCGGUCAAUCACUUUCCUUCAAAGACGCCGUCGAUGUCGGUGUGCUUAUUCCGAACGCUGAGCGUGUCGUCGAUUUAUCCACCCGUGACUCAUUCAUGUUAUCCGAUGAGAAAGCAAAAGACAUUGUUGAUUCGGCACUUCUCGAUUUGUUGACGAAACCCGUUGGAAUCCGGGAUGGUGGCUCGAAUCUGUCGGUGAUUCGUGGAGUCUCUCGUGGUUUAAUCGAUCCAUCGAAGGCUCUUUUCUUCAACAAGAACACCAAACAGGAGUACUCGGUGGCACAGGCAUAUCAACACGGCCUUGUCACUCUGCGUGGCGCUCUCCAAUUAUUGGGAAUGUUCGAUAUUCAUCCAACACUCGUCGCCCCAGUGAAGAGAGUCGACAAAAAGAAGAGAAUCUCUCGACCAGGACAACCACAAUUUGAGCUAGCCGCUGAUCAGGUGAAAGUCACCCUCGAAGAAGCUAUGAAACAAGGCUUGAUCAACUCGGGAACCCAACGAUUCAGACAAGGAGAUAUCGAUAUUUCGUUACAAGAUGCUUUGACACAAGGACUUAUCGACCCAGCCUCCGAAUGGAUUGUGCCAGCAAAACAGCACGGAGCCGGCCCAACAAUCGAAGAGAAAACAACGGAAAGUGUCACGGAAACUGGCCAGCAUUUGGCACCAAAGGUCUACCCCGACAAAAACGUCGAAGAAUCGGUGACUACAGUGAAACGCGUGCGCACAACGGAGACAACGGCCCUAGGUGGACCUGGGGGUGUAUCGGUCUAUCGAGCAAUCACUGGCGCCAAGGGAACACUGGAAGUACCCGCAUCUGGAUAUCACUUGUACGAGGCGGAGAGGAAAGGAAUUGUUGAUUUGACAACCGGACAAAUUACACCACCAGGCGUUGAGCAGAAAUUGUCAUUUAAAGAGGGAAUCGAGUUGGGAAUCAUCGAUGAGAGAUCGAUUCUUGUCAGAGAUCGAAGCGGUCGAAUGGUGAAUGUGAAAGAGGCGCUAGAGAACGGGACAAUGGACAAGAAUGGAAAUGUGAACGGGAGAAAUCUCGAGAAAUUGAUCGAUGAGAAGAGCAUCGUGAUCGAAGCCGAAGCACUUGUUCCAUUGAAUGAGGGAAAUAAGAUCAUUCAGUUCUCCUCUCAAUCCGGUCCAGUGAUGGCUUUCCGUCCAGUUGGACAUCCAGUGGUUGAAGAAACCGAACAAGCGUGGUCCUUCGAUUCACAAAAGGGAGAGCUCGUCGAUCAUAUCUCUGGGCAAAGGCUCACACUUGAGGCGGCUGUCGCCUCCGGAAAGUUGAGUGCCGACGAUUUGAAAGUGCGAGACGCGUUGACCGGCCGAGAAAUGUCCUUUGAAGAGGCGGAGAAAUGGGGAAUUAUCGAUAGCAGAAGUGGAUAUUAUAUGGAUAAGAAUACCGGUCAUCGAUUGACAUUCACCGAGGCUGCACAACAGCAUCGAAUCUAUCCAACUGGCGGUGUGCCGGACAAUGCGGCCGACGCGCUCCACACGACGGUCAAAGUUCACACGCGAACGGCUGUCGCCAAAAAGGAGGCUUUGUCUGGUGGACAGAGUGCAAUCCAGGGUGGAUCGUCGUUCAAUCAAGCGAUUGGAUGGUACGAUGUGAAUACAGGAACAUUCACUCAUCCGGAGACACAGAAACAACUCACACUGAAGGAAGCAAUCGUCAAGGGACUCUUCAAUCCCUACGAUAUCACGGUGAGCGAUCGUCGCCGAAACAAGGAGAUCAAUCUGUUGGAAGCAAUGGAUGAGGGAAUUGUUGAUGACACGGCUGGAACGGUCACUGAUACAGCAUCUGGAAGAAAGAUCAAUCUUAGAGAUGCCCUCAAUCAGGGAAUCCUCAAGGGCAAAUCCGUCGCCGACAUUGUCGAGCGAGAUUUCACCGGAAGAGCUGAGGCUCACGGAUCUCGUGAACCGCCACCAAUCGCCCAUCAUCAAUCCCAUCAUCACUCAAUCACCCCCGCCUCUUUCCCACAACCAACAAGACCGACAUCGGGAGGCCAACGAAUCGUCGAACAAUCACUUCACUAUACGGAUUUUUCUCCUAGCGGAGGAUCGCAAUUCGUAUUUAAUUUCCCCAAUUUUCCGGUGGCCCUUCGCGAGCACAAACAAAAGCCCGCCGGUGGUGAGGGAAGAACGGAGAUGAUGGAUUUGGGUGGAGGAAAUCAGGUGAUGGUGAAAGUGGUUCGUGAUGAGCAUGGAAUUGAAAAGGGUCAAUAUGUUGAUCCGAACACCGGCAUGAAGUUCACCAUUCAAAUGCACGGCGAUCCCUUCGUCACCGAGACAAAAACGACUGUCAAGAGCACGUCACAGGUUCAAUCAAUCGAGCUUGAGCCUCAUGCCGAAUUUGUCGGAAUCGAUCGAAUUCGCGACAAGAGAAACAAUCGUGUGAUGAGCUUGGAAGACGCGAAAAGAAUCGGAUUGGCGAGAGUGGACAAAAAGGGAAAACAACACACGAAGACCUAUGCAGCAUUCAGAUCAAAUCUACAAAAUGCUGUUACAAAGGGAGUGAUCGAUGCGAAUGGUUCAAAGAUCUCGUUGGAAGACGCGAUUCGAGCAAGAAUCAUCGACAUUAAUGCUUUAACAUAUGCAAAUCCGAAGACAGGAGAGAGUCUGCCAUUGGGACAAGCUGCGAAUAUGGGAUUAGUUGAUGUGACAUUGUCGGAGACAUUGCCAAAAGGAGUCAUUCAUCCAACGAACAAUGAGAGAAUCCCCAUUCAACGGGCAAUUCAAUUGGGAAUUGUUGACUCGCGAACAGGAGAGGUCCACAACCCAUUCACAAAGGAGCGUUUGACGUGGUUGGAUUUAUUGAAGUCGGUCUACAAUGCGGUCACCAAUCAAGGUGUCUACGAUCCGACAAAAGGAUAUGGAGUCCCAGUGACAAGUGCACUCAAUGAAGGACUGCUUGACUCGAAAACAGGAAGAUAUCACAAUACGAUCACGAAAGAGUCCAUGGAAUUGGAUCAAGCCUUGGAAAAGGGUUUAAUCGAUCGGGGCACGUAUGAUGCGAUCACGGCUCCAUCCAUCCGCGAUUUCCACACAAAUCGUGACGUCUCUCUAAUGGACGCUGUUCGAUCGGGAAUCAUUGACCCGAAAAAUCGAACCAUUCAAUUGAGUCGACAGAGCAUUGUGCCGAUUUCAAAAGCUGUGCAAGACGGUAGAAUCCCGAGAGAGAUUGGAAGUCAUUUGAGAAGAGUCGACAAGUUGACAUUCGCAGAAGCGCUUGGAAAGGGGUUGAUCGAUGUGUCAAGCAAUUCGUUCAAAGAUCCGGACACAGGACGACAGAUCCCCCUUCAACAAGCCAUCGACGAGGGUUUCAUGGAUGAGGGAAGCUUGAGACCACUCGAAGCCGAGCAAGAGAACAACCUGGCUAAUGUGCUUGAGUCAAAUGAUUUCGACGAUGCAUCUGGCCGCUUGAGAGACAAGAAAUCGGGUCUCCAUCUUACAUUCAAAGCGGCUGUUGAUCGAGAUCUCAUUGAUGGAGACUCACUCCUUCACGAGACUGAAACAGCUCAAACAUUGACUCUCCGAGAAGCGGUGAGCCGUGGAAAAAUCGAUCAAGACGGAAAAUAUGUGGACUCAAAGAGUGGGAAUCGAUUGAGAUUGAAAGAGGCUGUACAAACGGGACAUUUGGCGCUAAUCUCGAGUCCGAUGGAUGCAGCAAGAGUGGUGGCUGAGGCGGUGAAGAGGAGAGAUGCGGAAGGGUAUCGAUUCAGAUUAGAGGGAUUGGAUGAAGCGAAGCAACAUCACCGACACUCUGGGGGCGCGCCAAAGUUCCGAGAAGAGACCACAGUGUAUCGAUUGAAUCGGCCCGAGCCUGGGUUGGCCGUAAGAAUGCGGAUGUCCGAUAGUACAGGAGCUGUGGCCGACAGAGCAAGAUCAAUCAUCGAAGACCCAUCAUCACUUGCCGAGAUGCAGCACGAAUUCUUGAAUGCUCUCGAGGCGGCUCAGUUCGACACAGAGGCUCGAAUUCUUGAGAAUCCUGCUACAAACAAUCGGGUUUCAGUUCGAGAAGCUGCUGAAACUGGCCUUCUUGACGUGCUCUCUGGAGAGAUCGUUCACCCAGACACCGGCCGACGAUACACUCUCCCAAAAGCGGUUCACAUGAAAUUGUUGCAAGUUGAUCCAGCAAAGAGAUUGAUGCAAGCAUUGGGACAAUCCACUGAUGAAUUGGAGCCAAAACAGACAUCCUCAUCCUUCACUCCUGGUGGACACACUUCAACAACCACCACAUCGUACGGACAACCCGGAUCUGGAUUUGGAGGAUAUACAGAGAGAACAACAACCACAACAAAUACAAUCCCUGGAGCUGGUGGAGAAGGAGAAACGACCAACAAGACCUGGACGAAGACUGUUGAUUGGAAAGGUCGUCCGGAGGAGUUGCGUCACUCUGACUAUGAUCCGUUGGAGCGUUACACAACCUACACAAAGGAUAACGAAGAACGAGUCGAUGCACCACAAUGGGCUCGACGACAU